Oncorhynchus kisutch (coho salmon) is the source of this 2793-nucleotide messenger RNA. Its product is annotated as INO80 complex subunit B. Gene Ontology annotation, biological process: chromatin remodeling. The record is from RefSeq and is a predicted model, not a curated record. Lineage: Eukaryota; Metazoa; Chordata; Actinopteri; Salmoniformes; Salmonidae. Gene Ontology annotation, cellular component: Ino80 complex. The transcript has 5 exons. Bases 846 to 1853 code for a protein of 335 amino acids.
GUACAGUGGCCGCCGCUGGAUAAUGUAUUUUUCCACUAGCAAUAGUCCACACAAGUAACCGGUGUGUGGACUACAUUACCCAGGUGUCAAAAUAGUAUAUAAUUUUGAGAUUACUGUACCAUAAUUGUGUAAAUUAACUAUCUACAUAAUUAUAAACAUGCAUAAUUGUCCCCAAUAAUAAAAUCGUAACAAACGAUUUUAGACAAUUUAGGAAUGAAUCGAAUCAGUGGAACAGUCGAGAAGCCGAGUUUAGACAGUACUUUCAUGGCAGCAGCGUAUCCGAAUCCACAUUCAUAAUCGUAUUCGAAGCAGCAAUGAAACGUCUACGUUGCUGCUAGCGUAACUACCUAGCUAGCUGUUAGUUUUGAUUUAAUUGUCUUGUGUAUUUUCAAAUGACUGUGCAUUACUGUCAUGUUUAUACAAACAACGGGGAAAUGCGCUGAGGGAAAGCAGCUUCAUCCUUACCUUGAUUCGUGAGCAACUAGCGUUAAUUUAUCUGAAAGGCAGCCAGCUAACUAGUUAAUUAUUACAGCUAACGCUAGCCAGCUAAGUUAGCUAACUUUAGUCAGUUGUAUUUUGUCAAGCGACAACACAUGUUGGACUUGCAAAUGCUUCGUCAAAGUAGACUUUACUUACUUAUCACGCUAUCAAAGCGCAUGACAACUCUCGAGUAGGUUUGGUCGUCCCGUGAUGGCAUUGAGUAGCUUGAUAGUUACAGUAAACAUUUUGUUUACCUAGCGAACAGUUGCUGACGACUAUACCGUAGAUCGAGCAAGGCCAUCUUGCUAGGAUGUAGACUAGCAGGACCCGUUUUCUGGUUUUAAUUGAUAUAUACAGUCGUUUCAAUGGGGAAAAGGAAAGACAUGAUCCACUCAAGGAUUAUUUUAGGUGAUGGGGGCCAUGUGGGCUUACAAAGCCUGCAUAGGAGGAAACACAAAAAACACAAGAAGACGCAUCACCGCGACAACGGGCACAGCUCCUACUCCGAGGCCCUAGAGUCAGACUCCGGGAUUGUGUUCAAGCCCCCCACACAGCUCAGACUCAAGAUCAAACUGGGAGGCCAAACACUUGGGACAAAAAGUGUGCCAACGUUCACUGUGGUCCCUGGUGUAGCCCAUUCCCAGUGUCCUCUGAUGAUCGUGGACGACGAUGACGACUCUGAUGAUGAUAAACCUUCUGAGGGUGUUCCACUUGAGCAAUAUCGGGCCUGGCUUGAUGAGGACAGUAACCUGGACCCGUCUCCUCUGCCAGACAUGGACUCAGACUCCCUGGGUAAGCCGCUGGACGAGGAGGAGAAGUGGCUGGACGCCCUAGAGAAAGGAGAGCUGGACGACAACGGAGAGUUGAAGAAGGAGAUCGAUGAGUCCCUGCUCACAGCCAGACAGAAAGCCCUCCUGCACAAGCAGCAGAACCAGCCUCUCCUGGAGCUGCCCAUGGGCUACAAGGAGAAAGAGAUGACCACCGAGAUGAUGCAGAAGAGAGAGGAGAGUGCCCGCAAGAGGCGCCUGCAGGCGGCCAAGAAGGCAGAGGAGGACAAGAACCAGACCAUCGAGAGGCUCACCAAGACCUCCAAGGCCAAGAUCAAGAGUAUGAGGGAGCGUAAGUCCAAGCAGGCCCAGUGUCCCAUGGUCCGCUACUGUGACUCAGCCCAGGGAAUGGGGAUUUCGUUCCCAACAGGGGUGCUUGCCCCGACCCCUGCUUCCCUGUGCCCCCCUCCCCUGGCACCGGUAGGCUGCGGGAUAAACGGGUGCAAUAAUCUGAAGAGGUACUCAUGCUCCAAGACUGGGAUCCCUCUCUGUAGUCUGGACUGCUACAAGAAGAAUCUGGUCCUUGUUGUGGAGAGUGCUGCUUGAAUUGGACCGUUUUCAAAUGUUUUGGCUUGCUGGCAGUUUAGACUCUUGGGCUAAAUGGACAAUGCGUAAUUUUUUUGUAUUUUGAGAGAUUAUGAAAAGGCAUUUUAUUUUAUUUUUCUCUUUGUGUGAUGUAUACUAUCAAAAGAGUUCAAACCAAUGCAUCAGUCAGUCAAUUUAGUCCUGAUACUAGGAUGACAUAAGGUAGGCUACAGCCACACCAGGCCCUAUCAGACAGCAAGUAUUUAUUUCUAGAUCCUUAGUUUGUGGAAGUCCACAUAAUGUAGAUUGAAUAAGAAUUUAUGAAGGCAAGCUUAUUUUUGUAACAGCAGUACUGAAAUAACAGAGCGCUGUUUGCCUGAUGAUCAUGAAGGACUUUCAUUUGUAUAAAUAUAUGAAUGGUUUCGUAUUAAUUUUGGCAAGCAGAAGCCGUAACAUGUUUGAUCAAUUGAGAAAAUGACCCAGAGGACACCAAAAUAUGUUUUUCUUUUAAUUGUCACAAAUGUGCAUUUGUAUCACAAAUUAUUACAUUUCCAUACAAAAUACCGUACAUCUUAAAUAAAAUAUCAUAACACUUAUCUUGCUCCAAAACAGCAACAUGAAUAGAACUCUACCUAAGGCUGUGUUGCCAUGCCAAUGGGGAAAGGAUAGCAGGCAAGAACAGUCAUUAUUUGGUCAGUGCUGUUUGGGAUCCUUGGGACGUUCCGAACCUUAACCCUUACCGUUUUACAUUUCACCCGCAAUGGUGUGACGUAAGAGUUGGUAUGUCCCAAGAAUGCUGUUUAGACUUUUCCCAUAUUAUUUGGUCUGGCACACUUUAGCUAACAGGGAUGUCAGAACCACAGAACUAGAAUGAGACUUGCUAUGGCCAGAACAGCAGAACAAUGCUUUCCCUGCAAACUCACAUCUACCCUUUCAAAAAAUAAAAUCCAGCAUGUUUUCG